Xenopus tropicalis (tropical clawed frog) is the source of this 5721-nucleotide messenger RNA. RefSeq names its product natural killer cell triggering receptor (gene nktr). Gene Ontology annotation, biological process: protein folding. The record is from RefSeq and is a predicted model, not a curated record. The transcript is spliced from 18 exons. Gene Ontology annotation, cellular component: nucleoplasm. Lineage: Eukaryota; Metazoa; Chordata; Amphibia; Anura; Pipidae. Gene Ontology annotation, molecular function: peptidyl-prolyl cis-trans isomerase activity; isomerase activity. Bases 467 to 4321 code for a protein of 1284 amino acids.
GAUCCCAGGAUGCAACGCGGCGCAGAAUUCCACAGUGAGGGGAGAAGGAGGUGGAGCUUGCCAGGCGCCUGUCGCAGUGCCCGGGAACACGGUUCUUUCUAAGCCAUCAUGGGGGAGAAAGCCCGACCGCAAUGUUACUUCGACGUGGAGAUUAAUCGGGAGCCAGUUGGCCGCAUUGUCUUUCAGCUGUUCUCCGAUGUGUGUCCUAAGACAUGCAUGAAUUUCCUGUGUCUGUGUACAGGUGAAAAGGGAAUUGGAAAAGUGACCGGAAAAAAAUUAUGCUACAAGGGUUCCACCUUCCAUCGAGUGGUUAAAAAUUUUAUGAUUCAGGGAGGGGACUUCAGUGAAGGAAAUGGCAAAGGUGGGGAGUCCAUCUAUGGCGGCUACUUCAAAGAGAAUGUGGUCUUUUGCAAAAUGAAAAGAUGAGAACUUUAUUCUGAAACAUGAUCGAGCGUUCCUGUUGUCUAUGGCUAACCGAGGGAAAAACACAAACGGCUCACAGUUCUUUAUAACCACAAAAGCAGCUCCACAUCUGGAUGGUGUCCACGUGGUCUUUGGACUCGUGAUUUCAGGGUUUGAAGUGAUUGAGCAGAUUGAAAGCUUGAAGACCGACGCUGCCAGCCGGCCCUACGCAGAUGUUCGAGUCAUUGACUGUGGGCUGCUUGUAAGCAAGGCAGCAAGGGAAGAAAAAAUAAAGAGAGCUGCGUCUCAAUCAGAGGACUCCGACUCCAGUCUCAAAUCCACGACACCCUCCUCUCCCUCGUCAUCUUCAGAGUCCACCUCUUCCGAGAGCGAGGCUGAAAUAGAGAGGCAUCGAAGGAAAAAGAGGAAACGGAAAACCAAAGUUAAGCACUCAAAGCGGAGACGGAAGGAGUCCGGCAGAAAAGAGGAGGCCAGGGAGAAAAGCCCCUCGAGGGAGGAGCACAGUCCCCAGUCUGUUAAAAAUCAUCCAACAGAAGAUAAAGAUCUGACUGCGAAGAGGGAGAAACCGGUUGUUCGCCCUGAGGAAAUCCCGCCUGUGCCUGAGAAUAGGUUUCUCCUGCGCAGAGAUGCACCCGCGGCAAAGCCAGAGCCUGAACAGAAACCUGCUUCUGUGGAACCUGAAAAAAAUGAUCAGCAGAACGCACCACUCUCCAAAUCUGGGAGGAGAAUUCGGGGCCGUGGUACAAUACGGUACCAUACACCUCCUCGAUCCAAAUCUCGUUCAGAAUCCGAAGAGGAAGGAGAGAGCAGCGAAACACCUCCUCAUUGGAAAGAGGAAAUGCAGAGGCUACGAGCCUACAAACCUCCCUCUGGAGAGAAGUGGAGUAAAGGAGACAAACUCAAUGACCGCCUUUCCGGUCAGUGGGAUGAAGGAAGCGCAUCACAGAGGUCAAGUUCCUGGUCACCUGAUGGCUAUCAUUCUGAUGGAAGUAGAGAAAGAGGUUCUCGCUCUAAAAAUCGCAAGAAGGAGAAGAAAUUGAAACAUAAAAAGAAAUCCAAAAAGCUAAAGCAUUCAAAGAAGCGCAAGCCGUCAAAAAAAGACCAGUCCCGUGGGCCCAAAGAGGAAGUAGGAAGUAGGAAAUCAAAAUCUUCCCAGGAAAGAAUAAAAAGAUCUUUAUCGGUGUCCUCUCAAGACUCUUCCAAAAGACACCGGUCUAGAUCCGACAAAGACAAUUAUUCCUCUGGUCAUUCCAGCAGAGGCGCUCUCUCUGAUUCUAGAUCCAGAUCGAGAUCUUAUUCAAGAGAGAGUGUAAGAUCUAGAACAGGUUCCAGAUCCUCCUCCCGCUCUAGGAGUGACUCAAGGGGCAGGUCUCCGGGGAAAGCUAGGUCAAGACACAGGAGCAGAUCAAGGUCCGGUUCAAAUUCAGUGACUCGGACGUCCAGUUCCAAGCAAUUUAAAACUACACCCCACAAAAACAGAGAACCGCCUUUAGCAGAGAGCAAACCAGUUCCUGUGGCCGAACAAGGGAAACCCACCAUACAUCAAACUGAGAAGACUGCGUCGUCUGCUGUAACUACGGAAAACAUACCUGAGAUUCCAAUAAGUGACAGUCCGCCUCCUUCAAGAUGGAAACCUGGACAGAAACCAUGGAAACCAUCUUAUGAACGAAUACAAGAAAUAAAGGCCAAAGCAUCAGACAAGUUGCCCUCACAAGGUAAACAUACUGAAGGGGAUACUAGCAACAACUCAGGCCGAAAGCGCCAGGCUAGCUCCGAUAGUGACCGCAGUGAUUACUCAAGCAGAUCGAGCUAUAGGCGAAAAUCCAGGAUACAUUCUUCUCGGAGUCGGUCUUAUAGCAGAUCUUAUUCCAGAUCAAGAAGUCGUAGUAGCUCGAGUUCCGAGGCCAAUUCUCGCAGUGACUCUUCGUAUGACCGCUCCUCCUCCUAUGAUUUCAAAGACAGGCACCAUUCUAGGAGGUCUGGCUUAAAGAAACGAAACCGUUCCAGAGGUAAAAAUGGUCGCUCGGCGAGUAGGUCCAAAGGAAUGAAUUCUUCAAAAAGCAUGGUGAGCAAUUCUGAUUCCGAAACAUCCUCUGACACAGAGAAAGAAGAUUAUCAGAAUAUUGUGCUGGAAACCACCAAGGCUUUAGAAGACCUUAAAAAUCAUAUUGGCAUUAAAAGUACUCCGGAACAAAAUGAGAAUGAUACUAGCGUAGAUAAACUACAAGAGAAGGCUGAAAAUGGCACUGAUUCUGUACAGGCAGUAUUACCAGAAAAAUGUGACGAAUUGAAAGAAAAAUCCAGUGACAUCAGUCAACUUUCCAAAGGGGACAGAAACGAGAGCAAUUUAAGUGCAGACGAGCUUGCGUCUUCUGAGAAGGAGGAAGGGGAGGCCAGCUCUGAAUCGGACACAGAGGCUGUUUCAAAGUCGGCCACACCUUCCGGUUCCAAGAACAGCCCUUCUGGAAAUAUUCCAGAAAAGCUCCCAAAAUCUCCGUCGCCGGCGAGCCCAAGCCCCGACCGCAGUAAAAGUAAAUCAAAGAAACAUAAGCGGCGUUCCAGCAAAAAAAGGGCCAAGAAAAGCCAUGGGAAAAAGAAUAAGGAAAAGUCGAAGAAGAAAAAAGAGAAGAAACGCAAAGCUCAGAAGAAGAAGCCCAUGUUCCACUGGCAGCCUCCUUUAGAGUUCGGUGAUGAGGAAGAGGAGGAAAUGGUGACGGAGAAACCCGAUGCUACGAAAAAUGGUGUCACUGAAAAACACAAUCAGGUUCAAGACAAGACUUUGGACGACAUCACUCAGUCCUCUAGAAAAAGUUCAAAAAGCAAACCUUUGCGGGUUAAGGAGGAAACUGCCAAGGAGCAAAGCAAAAGCCUCAAUCUCGUAGAAAGUCAAGACAAAGGAGAGAAGAAUGAAACAAACACCAAAAAACUUCAGAACUUGACCCUGAGUUUGGCCCAGUCUCCCACUAGCCGCAAAACUGGUAAUGGUAGCCUCCCCUUAUCACAUGUUAAGGACGAAUCAGAUUCUUCUGCCAAAAAACAGAGUGGUGUUACAAGUGUUAAUAGUGGGCAGAAUGCUCCACUCUCAGUAUUGGUGGCUUCUAUCGCAGGAGAGAACUUGCAAGCCAAGGAAGAGAAGACUUUGGGGACUGCGCAGGAACCGGGUGAAGCAGCUGAUACAGAAAAAGGCAACACUGGAAAUCCUGAAGCAGCAGCCGUUGACAAUAAAUGGAAACCUGUUCAAGGACAGAGUAUCCUGCAGAUGAUAAAACCUCCCUGUGUGCACCUGGUAACUCCGACAGAGCAGGAGAAGAAAUCUCAGGGCCUGCGCAUAGAGAUCAAAAGUAAAAACAAAGUCAGACCCGGGUCGCUUUUCGACGAAGUGAGAAAAACCGCCCGGCUUAACCAGCGCCCCAGGAAUCAAGAAAGCUCCAGUGAAGAGCGGACUUCCAGCGAAGAUGAGAAAAGCCGGUCGGCCAGCCAGACGAGAUCCCGCAGUAAAUCCAGGUCGGCGUCGAGUGACAGAUCGAGAUCUGCUUCGUACAGCAGGUCAAGGAGCCGUUCUCGAUCCUACAGCUAUUCGUCUAGGUCCAGGAGUUACACAAGAAGUCGAAGCCGGGGGAAGUAUAGGCGGCACCGAACAAGGAGCCGCAGCAGAUCUUACAGAAGCUACACCCGAUCGUACAGCAGAAGCCGCUCCAGAAGCUCCCAUGAUCGCCAUAGAAGGUCAAGUCGAUCCCACACGUACGACAGUUACGACAGCAGAAGCCGGAGCAGAAGUCCCAACUACCACAGAUCCCGAAGCUACGACCGGCGCUCCAGGAGUCGGAGAUCGUACGGCUCGUACAGCGGCAGCGACCGGAGUCACAGUCGCCGAAGGCGCCAUAGCGAAAGAAGCUAAAAGUCAUGUGUUUUCCGUCUUGAAUAUCAUACGCCCCUUGCCGGUACCCCUGGCUCAUAGUCCUCCUAUGUGGCGCCGUCCUUGUGCUCAUUACUGGGCUCAGCUCGGAGGGGCCGGCUGCUUGGGAGACCUUUACCCUAUGAUCUGUGGGCAGUUUUGCCAUGAUAGGUCAGUUCAGUAUGAGACUGAGGCUUGGAUGGUAGGUAAAUACCGUAUCAUGUGGUGCCCCUUGGGCAACCAUAGUUUUUAUGGCUGAGGACCUUCAUCCCACAAGUAAUGAGUUGGAAGUCCCUAAAUGAAUUGAUUUGCCUAGCUGUAAAUGGGCACUGUAGCUCUAGAAGAGCAAUGUCCGGCAGAACUAUAACCCCCAGAUUCCUCAGGUAUUGGGAGGAUGCUGGAAGCUGUAGUUCUGGUAGUUGCUCCGUUCCGUCGCUUAGUGGUGGUUUCAGACCUGUGUAGCAAUGUGUCAUGGAUCCCCCUUAGCUGGAGUAGUUGCUGAACUACAAUUCUUAGAAGUGGGAGUAGUGGACACUGAGCUUCUACCCUGACAAAUACACCCCGCAGCAAUAUAUACUCUGCCCAACUGUAUCUUGUGAAUCCUGCUUCCUCAAGGGGGGAGAGCGUUGGAUAACCAAGGGUAACAUUGAAGGUAGGUCAGUAAGCUGUAGUCCUACUGCGGUGCCCAUUAUUUCUGCCCGACUGUAUUAUUCCCUCCCCCCCCCCCCCCAUUAUCAGUACUAGUUGUUUAGAAAUAAACUAAACCCAGUUUUGUGCCUGUUUCUCAGGUGUACAGAUAAGGAAGAGUUCAUUGUUCUGGGGGUGGGGGUUGCUCUUCAAUUUCUCCGAAGGACCAAGGAUCUUAUACAAAUGAAAUUACUCCUUUGGUUAUAUGUAAUGGGGGUGGGGUUAAAUGGAGGGAGCAGGGUACUGCCCCAGUUACCCAGUCCUGUUGGCUAAGCCGGAACUGGAGGUGCCAAACUACUAAGUACCGCCCUGUGAUUUAUUAUAUGGAAUAAUGCCCAGUGCUGUAGAGACCAGGUGGUUGGAUUUGGGCUGAACUGUUACGAUAAGCAGUGGGUCCGGUUUCUGACCCAGGCGUCACUUCUACAACAUUACAACAAGGGUUCUUGCCUAGAAAAUCAUAUACAUAUGUAUAUGUAUGUAUGUAUGUAUGUGUUUUUUUUUUUCUCAUGCAAUGUGACAGUUACUGAGCCCUAUCCCCGCUGUCUGAUUGGUCAGCGUGGAACUCAUGUUUUUUAUUUUCGUUUGUUUGCAUAACAAUGUUAAAAACUGUACAAAAAAUAUAAGCAAGACUUUUGUAUAUAACGAGCUGAUUUCUGUUGUUUUUACUCUGGGAAGGAGCUUUGUAAGUAGAACCCUAUUAAAUACAUACACUCUUG